Molecule: messenger RNA, 954 nt
Organism: Lasiosphaeria miniovina
Lineage: Eukaryota; Fungi; Ascomycota; Sordariomycetes; Sordariales; Lasiosphaeriaceae
Exons: 3
Coding region: 1-954 (317 amino acids)
Source: RefSeq, a predicted model, not a curated record
AUGCCGAUACCCGGCACUCACCUGAUGCCGGGGACCUCACAGAGGCUCAGCUGGAUGCUGCGGCUGAGCGAGAUGCCAUGGAUGAGGAUGGACACUUUCCAGGUCGACACCGUCCAGCUCGACACCGAAGCGGACAACCAAGUGGGCAUGGCGCGCGUGGCAGUCCAGCUGAGGGCGUUCCAGAGCCCAUAUGGCGCUGAUGCCUAUGACACGCGCUCGUACUUCAACGACCCCCCUUAUCUGAAUGAAACCAACACUAGCAGCCCCUAUCCUGGCGCCCUCAAUUCUCCCGAUCCCCGAAGUCUUCCCAAUUUUCUACAAGACUCUCCGCGAGACCACAGUUCUCAGCCCGCUUCGGCACCCGCAACUCAGCCCGCUUCGGAACCCGAAAUCCCAGGCACAGGUUCUGGACAGGGUGGUACGCAUGACUGGUAUGAGGCUGCUUACGACAGCAACUAUGCAAAUCAAAGCGUCAACUACCCCCCUCUGAACGCCUUCAGGUCUCCCAGCCCCCUUUGGCCCGCUUCAAAGAGGCCCCGUGGUACCCCAUCGUCCGACAGCCGUUCCCACUCCAGGCAAAUCAGUGGCAAUGGAUCCGGCAACUCUCCAUCUCCUCCCCGGAGUGGCGGCCCGUCCGGCAGCACGAGCACGUGGGCACCUCAACUCCCUGAACUCCCUCAACCCCUUGCGGUUGAUCCAUCUGCUAAGCCGUCCAAAAAGGGCAAGUCAACUGGCGACACUACUCAGCCGCCAAAAGACACGAGCAAGGCGGCAGGCUCCAAGGGUGUCUUCUCGGUGCAGACACAGCCUUCUCUCAACUUGGUGCUGGAAAGCCUUUUCCUCAACUUGAUCCCCGAAGGCGUAGCAGACUUCUUCCUAACCCUGCUGAUGAACCCGACUGAGAUGGUCGCGCACACGGCCAGUCUAACAACGCCCGUUGCUACCCCAAACUAG